Molecule: messenger RNA, 198 nt
Organism: Fusarium venenatum
Lineage: Eukaryota; Fungi; Ascomycota; Sordariomycetes; Hypocreales; Nectriaceae
Source: RefSeq, a predicted model, not a curated record
AUGGCACUCAUGGGUCCUCCCCCCGCUGAUCUUCAGCGUUGGUACAGUUCGACUUGGGAUCGGGAUGAUGAUGCCAACGCCAAUGUUAACGGUGCCCCCAUCGUCCCCAUCCCAUCCCCCGUCCCCUCUCUCCACUCCCGUCUCUCAUCAGACGUCUCUCCCGCUCUACUCGAUCUUGAAUGUGCCUAUCUACUGUAG